GGCACUUCAAAGACGCCGCCGCAGCACCACCAUCAUCACCACCGAAGCGGCGACAACGACGACGUUGACGACGCGACGCCUUUUCCGUUACGCGAACGCGGACGCGGCAGCGGCGACGACGGCGAUCGGCGAUCAGCGGCGGCGACAAAGCGGCGGCUCCGCCCACCACGACUGGUGCAGCAGAUUUUACGACGACUUCUAUCGCAUCGUCUCGUCACUGGGGCAGCUCGUGAGAUGAACGCACGCAUGUCGCGAUUGCGACGAUCGUUGUCACGCUCGGUUCAUCAGCUUAGUCUGUCGCGAUCUGGUAGUCUAAACGGUCUUAUUGAACUACCUACUAGCAGUUUUACUACAUUAGUGGAUAAAUUCGCUUCACCAACGAAUUUCGAUCAACUUCGGCAGCUCGUUCAACACAAUAAUGAAGUGCUUCGCGAGGUUAUCGCUGCCUUCGAGGAGAAAGCAGCUCUGGACUUUCACUAUUCGAAAACACUGAAGAAGAUCUCAGCCAACUUGCACAAAGCUACCCAUCUGGUUGAGAGUGAUAUUGACAAAGGAUGGACGUCCGUAGCUGAACAAUUCGAUGUACAAGCAACUAUCCAUAGCAAUCUUGGCUCGGCGCUAACCGAUGACGUAAUUCAACCACUUCGGUCUAUACAGAUGAGCGAAGCAAAAACGAUAAGAGCUGCAGCAGUUUUCGUAGAACGAGAAACGAGAAAACUGAAAGAGAGAAAAGACGCGACAACUCGGACAAAACGGCUUCUCUAUGAAUGCAGUAAACAGCUGGAGAAACUCGAACAGGCAAAUGAUCAACAACAAGCUGGUGAGAGGGCUACCAUCAAAAAGAGACGGAUUGAGGAACAAGUAAAAAAGCAAGAAGAAAGUUAUAUAUGGGAAACGGUAGAUCUUGAAAAACAGCGCAGGGUAGCGGAAGGUGUUCUACGAAAAGGUGUCGAAAGCCUAGAAGCAGUGGAACGACAACGGUUGGCACACUGCCAAACAGCACUGGGCCGGUAUCAAAGGAAAAUUGAACAAUUGGGACCUAAUUUGCAACAGAUGUUUGAAAGGCAUACCAACAACUUGGACGUAGCUGUGCAAGCAACUGCCAAUGAUUAUAUAUCCGGAAUUCAUCCUUCUUCUACAGCAGUCAAUCACGUGAUAUUGAUGGAUCUCUAUGCAGAAAACUUCGGUGAAAUAAUGUGUGGCUCGCGACGGCGGGCUGCGUUGGUCCGAGUCUCGAACAUACUGGACAAUGAGCUGCAACGACUGUACUCGCAAGGUCGAGCAGACACUCAAAUCUGUAACACUAGGCAAAUUACUUUGGUGGAAUUCAUCGAAUACCUCUACUACAAAGUGAAUGAUGCGAUCAAUUCUUUGGAUGGCGGUCAACACCGCGGCUAUCACCGAUUAGUGCGAUUUCAGCAUAAAACCAAAGAUAAAGCAGGUUUACCAACCACAGUCCUAACGAUACCCUUAGCUGGUGAAGAUCAAUCCUUACCACCACCAUCGGUUUGCUCUGGUACGAUCUAUGCCCCACCGAAAACAUCACCACGAACAUCGGAUGAGUAUGAAGAGUAUGACAAGAUCUCUGACGAGGGCUUCUAUAACUCGUCCUCUCGACAGACUACCGUAAUCGACGAACCGGCCACAAAUACAACACUCUGCCGGGUACUGUACGAUUUCGAACCGAAACACGAUGAUGAAAUUCAGGUGCAUGCCGGAGAGUGCGUAGUAGUCGAAGAUCGGAUAGGUGACGAUUGGCUGAUCGGUCAUGUGAUAACAGAGAAUGGAGGGGAUUACAAGACUGGCAGAUUUCCAACGUCGUAUGUAGCAUUUUAGAAGAUUUCUGAGUUAUGCCUAAACACUCGCAAGGAAUGCCCUGCACAUUUGCAUUUAUGUCCUGCCUUUCUUUUACCUUCUUGCUUCUUUUUCAGUUUGACAAGUAUGGGUGCCGAUUUGUCAUCAAAUCUUUUUCUCUAGGAAAAACUGCAUUUAUAGUGACCCAGCAUGUAGUUUUAUUCAGAAGUUCUGUACAUACUUUUAUCAAUGAAUCUGUUGCAUAUGUGUUAUUGAUGACAUAAUCUUAGCUCAAUGAAAGUGCAGCUGUAUAAGUUAUAGCCUUCAUAGGUGCUAUAAAAUUGUAUUUUUGUCCCUGUGCUUGUGAUUGACUUUAGAAAGC
This is a messenger RNA of Cylicocyclus nassatus, 2176 nucleotides long. The record is from the annotation of a GenBank genome assembly. NCBI's taxonomy places the organism in Eukaryota, Metazoa, Nematoda, Chromadorea, Rhabditida, Strongylidae.